Lampris incognitus (smalleye Pacific opah) is the source of this 312-nucleotide messenger RNA. It is a transcript of the gene rprml, whose product is annotated as reprimo-like. The transcript has a single exon. NCBI's taxonomy places the organism in Eukaryota, Metazoa, Chordata, Actinopteri, Lampriformes, Lampridae. The record is from RefSeq and is a predicted model, not a curated record. Bases 1 to 312 code for a protein of 103 amino acids.
AUGAACGGCUCUCUGUUCGACGUGACCCAGAGCGCGCUGCUGAGCGGCUGCUGCAACGCCACCGGCGACGCCGCGGUGGCCGCCAGUGACGGCGGCGGCUCGCUGCUGCUGCUGCCGCCGGACGAGCGGAAACUCUUCAUCAUGAGGGUCGUGCAGAUCGCCGUGCUGUGCGUGCUGUCCCUCACCGUCAUCUUCGGCGUCUUCUUCCUCGGCUGCAACCUGAUGAUAAAGUCGGAGAGCAUGAUCAACUUUCUGGUCAAGGAGCGCAGACCCUCCAAAGACGUUGAAGCGGUCAUGAUCGGACUCAACUAG